This is a messenger RNA of Clunio marinus, 977 nucleotides long. NCBI's taxonomy places the organism in Eukaryota, Metazoa, Arthropoda, Insecta, Diptera, Chironomidae. The record is from the annotation of a GenBank genome assembly.
AUGUGUGCUUCAGGUACACCAGAAAGCUUGAAGAAACAAUUUGGCAAACGAUAUGUUGUGACGAUGUUAAGUGAAAAACCUUUUGACCAUCAAUUUGAAACUGAUCUCCGUAAAACAUUCCGCACAAUGACAAAUCUAAUGUGUCAUAAUUAUUCGUCUCAAUUCACAAUUCAAGUUCGGGAUUUCACAAACGUUGAUCAUUGUCACAUGAAUUUCAGCGAACUUAUGGACUUAUUAAAUGCAUUUUCAUCUGCAAAAGAUCUUAAAUAUACCGUCACGGCAUGUAUGCUUGAUCAAGUUUAUGACACAAUCAUUAAGAAAGGACUUACGAGUGCUUAUGAGAACAGCGGUUUUGCAUCAAACGAAUAUCAAGCAACUUAAUAUUAAAUUAGAAAUGUAUGUAGGUAUGAAAGCGGUUGUGCAAACUUGUAUCAAAACCUUUUACGUUUAAGUCAAAAAAAUAAUUACAAUAAAAUUUGAUAGCAUUUUGGGUUUACAUAAGAAUUUAUUAAUUCAAUUUCGAACAUCUUCAGUAAAUUUCUUCAAGAAAUUCAUUUUCAUUCUUCUUCAUCGUCUGAUGAAUAAUCUUCAGAAUUCCAGCUUUCAUCGUUCUCAUCGAUAACACCAUCAUAAAAUUCCUCAUCAGUUCCAACUUUGAGUUUUUCAAGUUUCAUGAGAAGUUCGUCCCUUGUGGGAACCUUCUUGACUUGUGAUUCCUCUUCGAUCUCUUCAUCAUCACAAUCCUUGUUCUUCUUUUUCUUCUUGCCAUGCAUGAAACGAAGAAAAGUUCUUCUUUUUCUUUCUGGAAGCGAUUUUAUUAACUGUUUCAUUUCUAUAUCCAAGCGAAGUUUUUCUUCAUCUGUUGGUUCUGAUGGAAUGAUCGGAACUUCAGAUUCACUUUUCAAACAUUUCGCACAUUUUUUAGAACUGAUUGCACAAUCUCUGCAUAAGACAUGGUAAGCUUUUUUAACUUUUCU